Messenger RNA from Striga hermonthica, 1323 nucleotides. NCBI's taxonomy places the organism in Eukaryota, Viridiplantae, Streptophyta, Magnoliopsida, Lamiales, Orobanchaceae. The record is from the annotation of a GenBank genome assembly.
AAAUCAAAAUGUGGUGCCACCGGCCAACGGCAUGGAUCAAGCUAAAAUGAUGGGCCAUUUUCAAAAGAUGGAUCCGCCAAUUUUUACCGGAAAAGAAGGACCGGCACAUGUAGAUGAGUGGUUCAUGACAAUGGAAGAUAUCUUUGAGAUCAUGGCGGAAAAGUACUAUCCCCAACACUAUCACGAGCAACUGGAAAGUGAAUUCUGGAACUUAACUCAAGGGAGCCUAACUGUGGAUGAAUAUGAAAGAGAAUUCACUAAGCUGAGCUAUUUUGUGGAGCAUCUGGUGGACACGGAUGUCAAGAGGGCGAAGAAGUUUAGAAGAGGUUUGAAACCUACUAUCCGACACCUAGUGGCGAGCCAUGGAGAUCUCCCAUAUGCAGAAACUGUGGGUAGGGCGCUACAAAUUGAGGCAAGUAUCAAGCUAGAAAAGGAAGCUACUUUGGUCAUGGAGGCUCAAGCUUCGGGUAGCAACAAGAAGAGGAAAUUCGAACACCCGAAGAAGAAGGAAGAAGGUGGCCAAGCUCUCCAACCCCGACCACUGCAGCAAGUGCCCGCCGUGGAUAGGCAGGAAUGCCAUAUCUGUGGCAAGAAGCACCGUGGAGAGUGUCUGUUGGGGCAGAACAUAUGUUUUUGUUGCAAGAAGCCUGGACACUUUAGAGUAAAUUGCCCGGGAAUCGGUCAACCACCACCACCACCACAGCAGAACUUACCUCCGGCCAGACAAGGGAGGCUUGGAGAAAGAGCUCCAGCGAGGUUGGGGAUGCUUGACCUUGGAGCGGGAAUCAAUCUCAUGCCAUUUUCUAUCUUCCAGAGGCUCGGUCUCGGAGACUUGAGACCCACUCGCAUGUUUCUACAGCUUGCAGACCGUUCAAUCAGAUACCCCAAGGGGGUGGUUGAGGUUGUCCUUGUUCAUCUCGGGAAGCUCAUAGUCCCGGUGGACUUUGUAGUUCUUGAUGUGGGGGACGUACAGGAGAAUGGGAAGGAUCACACCAUCCUUCUCGGUAGACCAUUCAUGGCCACUACCAACACGCUCAUUGAUGUGAGGAACGGGACCUUGAACAUGACUGUCUUGGGGGAGUGCGUAUCUAUCUCAGUCCGAGGAGCCACCUCGGCAUCCUCGGUAAACUGUGUGGAGGAGUGUGCCUUCGUUGAUAUGAGUGAUCCCUUUGUAGAAGAAGUGACUAUUCGAGACAUGGAAGAGAGAUUGAUGCCUGAUCUUGAAGAGGAGAAAGGACCAUUUAUCGAGCUGAUGGAGGUCGAAGAGCCGAGAUCUAUAGCCCCUCCAACACUAGAGCUUAAGGAAUUGCCUCGCCACCACAA